UACUGUUUUAAACUAACUUGACCUAAGAGAACAAAUUCGAAUUAAAUUUUGAAUUUUAAACUUUUAAAAAAUGGUUGAAUCGCUGAUUGAAUGAUGAGCCCAGGAGGUGUUCUGUCCCUUCCCUGGCUACCUACCCAACGGAAAGGUUCUUCUGGUUGGAAAUAUGGGACUGUAUGACUAUAGACCCUAUGUCAAGAGGAUUAGUAAUGACAGACAGAUUAUGUUUGAUUGUAAUAAAGAAUUCAGAAUUGAUGAAGAAGGCCCACGGGGAGCAACAUGCAUAGAUGGAAGAUGGAGUCCUAGUCAUAUACCAGUCUGCCUUCCUGAUAAUCAUCCUAAUAUUAGAUGGUUGAAUAAGAGAGAGGUUGAAAAGAGCGAUGUUGCGGAGAUAUUACAGGAAUUAUCUGCUGGUUUAAACCAAGGGUGGAGCAACGACAAAAAGAAAAGAGUUAAACGAAGCCUGAUCAGAAGAAGAAGAGAAGCAAAAGAUGGUGAUUGUUCACAACUAGAAAACGAUCUUCUGAGCUUAGAGUUGGUUAAAGCAGGGAAGGAAGGACCGGAGUACUAUAGAAACGGUGCAAAUGUCAAGGUAUCCUGUAAACCUGGAUACACACUGAAGAUAUCCAAGUUUAAAUAUCGCUGCAGGAAAGGAGAAUGGAAACCUGAGGAGCCUGUUUGUCAACUGGAAUUUUGCCUGGUUCCGCGGAUAGAGAAUGGUUUAGUUCGAAAGGAGGAUCAGGCUGAAGAUGGAGAAGGAGUAGAACUAGGAGAAGGAAACCAUGUACAAGGUGGAGAAGAUGUUUAUGUAUCCUGCAACCCUGGAUAUAAGCUCCGAGGUCCGUCUUCUAUGCAAUGUGGGGGAGGGGGAGGAGGAGUAGGUUGGAAUAUACCAAGGUUUCCGUCCUGCGAACCUGAACCUUGCUCCUUGCCAAGUAUUGAACAUGGAUAUUAUUCUCAUCCUCAUCUCAGCUCUCCUGAUAGUCUGCUAGAGGGAGAAAGUAUAUCCUACUCCUGUCUACCUGGAUACCAAAGAUCCAACACUGAGUUGACCUGCAUGGAUGGGUUACUGCUCCCAGGUCAACCUGAGUGCUGGCUAGGUUCACCAUCCUCUCUACCUGCCCUUGAACCCUCAAUACCUGCCCAUCAACUACCUGUUUAUCCUGUCCAUCAAAACUUUGUAAACCCCAAACUAAAGGAAAAAUCAUUUUGUGCUCCACCAACAGAUCUUAACGGAGAACUGUCAUUUCUUAACUCUCACCUUCAUCACGGAGCAAAAAGUCCUACUCCACACAAACCCGGAGCAAACAGUCCUACUUUACAAAAACCUGGAACAAUCAGUCCUGCUCCAGAUAAACCUGGAUCAAGCAGUUCUGAACCAGUAAACCCGAGUUCUAUUAAUUCUAUAACUUCAACUACCCCCAUUCCUAAAGUACUAGAUCCUGAACCUAUUGUAGGAGCAUCCACUAGUAACAUCCCACUAUCCGUAUACCCUCCAGAAACUGUAAUGGACUUUGGCUGCAUUCUAACCUCGAAGAGUUCCAAAAUAUCUUGGAAAAUUAGGUGUAGAGAAGGGGAGUGGAGGGGUGAAUAUGUCCCCUGUGAUUCUGCAGGAAAUCCCUUAGAUGACGUCACGAAGAUUGCUAUGGUGAAUAGAACCUGUUCCUAUGUCCCAGCUACUCCCAAUCUGGUCGCAUUUUAUAAGGAUUUAGAGGUUCUGAGUAAGCUGAUAUUAGAACCUGGAGCAGUUUUAGUGUUUAGAUGUACGGAUAUAGGGAAGUUUAAACUUGUCGGAGAAAGGAAGUUGGUUUGUGGUGGCGGAGAACUGAUGGGGGAUAUUCCUACCUGUAACCCUCUCUCACAAUCAUUUAAUUACGCCCUUGAUAAACCACCUACAAUACUCUUCAGGCAUGAACAAGGACCUAUAGCUCAGACUAAUACUGGAGAACUGGUUGUGUAUCCAGGCACUAUACUGCAUAUGGAGUGCUUGUUCUUAAAGAAGUUUGGUUCUCCUUCCUGGACAACUAGACGAGUUACAAGAAAAGUGUUUCCUCAGGGCUGGGCGAUAGAUAGGAUGCGGGACUCUACUCUAGAAUAUAGAAUUAGUAUCUACCACGCUACCCCGGGGGAUACUGGAGAGUAUACCUGUACUACCCCUGCCGGUCAAUCUACCUCGGUCAAUAUUAUUGUUGACAACAUUACCUGCCCCUUCAUUCCUUUAUCCAGAUAUUUGAUGAUAUCCAGCAAUGAAACAAUGCUCAGUACUCAAGUCACCUUCUCCUGUUCAAACAGAAAACAGCUGAUUGGUCCUUCAACACUAACUUGUUUAUCAACAGGAUCCUGGAGCAGUAUGCCUCCGGCUUGUGAGAAAAUCAGCUGUCCCUCCCUCAACUCAGUGCUAAAGGAUAUCCAUGUAAGAGCUGAGGUGAUAUCUAAUAAAUCAGGAGGGAAAGUGAAGUUCUCCUGUCCCUCUGGGUUCCUGCUCCGGGGUGACCUAGAGGCUGAGUGCUCCCACACGGGAACCUGGAUUUUCAUCCAUCAACCACAGUGUCAUCCAAUCAUGUGUCCUCCUCCGACUAUUCCGAUACAUGGAGAACUUCAAACUCCAGGACCUUUUAGAGUUGGAGAUAUUGCAAGGUUUGUUUGUAAAAUUGGUCAUAUCAUGAAAGGAUCAUCCUUCUCAGCCUGUAUUGGAGAUGGUACUUGGUCUGAUACACCUCCAUCAUGUACAACAGCAUGUACAUACCCUGGUUCAUCUCCAGGAGGAUUCCUGGACCCUGUCAGGUUCUAUUACAAGGUCGGAGAAACUGCCGAGUUCUUCUGUAAUCCUGGACUAGUGAUCAACGGAACUAAGAUGAUAAAGUGUUUAGAUUCUGGAAACUGGUCUGGUUCUUUUCCUUCAUGUACAACCAAGUAAUACUGUACAAUUCAUUUAUGCACAGCCAAGUAAUACUGUACAAUUCAUUUAUGUACAACCAAGUAAUACUGUACAAUUCAUUUAUGUAAAGCCAAGUAAUACUGUACAGUUUAUUUGUGUACAGUGCAAACACAAGCAAUGUUAGAUUUUAACUUUGUUUACAUCAGAGUGUUUUUGCCAAAACUUUAUUAGUAAAUUGGAAUCGAGUUUUUGCCACAAACUCAAACUUUGUAAUCCCCAUAUCUUUGCAACUUGAUGAUGUAACCCUUUGAUAUUUUAAGCUUAACUUUUUUAUCGACUUUGUAAGACAUUGGGUUGCAAAGAUAAGUUGAUAAGAAAAUCAGACUCAAUUCCAUAGUAAACUUUAUUUACCUAAUAGUUUUAUCGUUCAUUUCCUAAAAGUGCAUAUGCAACAUAAUAUCAAUUAAUAAUCAUUGAUUAAGACCCAACUUUAUGAAUUUGAUGUAGAAUAUUUCUGUUUACAUUCCUAGUUUAAAUACAUUAAACAAUACAAAUUGUUUACAAAAUAACUGAAUAGAUGUUGGUAAUUAUGAAAACGCAAACCAACAUAAAUGAAAAAUUUGGAUUUCGUUCAAGACCCUUUAUGCAAAAAUGGCAAUGCCCAAUUCACAAUUGUACCCUCGAAACCUUUAUCUGAUCAAUAAUGUGGAAGAUAUUGUCGUUAUUUUAGCCUGAGACGUGUUUAAUUCCGAUGUUUGCCUGCAGUAGAAAUGCGCUAGUCACUUUUGUACAGAACUCGCAAUUGAAAAAAAUCAGCUUUCAAAAUCAGAAACAUUAAUCAAGAUCAUAAACAUUAUUUCAAAAUCAUAAACAUUUUUCCAAAAUCAUAAACAUUAUUACAAAAUCAUAAACAUUAUUUCAAGAUCAUAAACAUUAUUCCAAAAUCAUAAACAUUAUUACAAGAUCAUAAACAUUAUUACAAAAUCAUAAACAUUAUUUUAAAAUCACAAGCAUUGAUAUAUUUUGCAAUUUAUCAGACAAAGCUUUUAAGGGUACCGUUGUGAAUUGGACAUUAGCUUCUUUGCAUGGAGGGUAACUUAAAUACAAUAUACCUAUCCGGCACUUCAGCAUUUUAAUGGUAUUAAUCAAAAUUUUAGGGUUUUAUGACAAAAUGCUCCCCAAAAUGCUCCCCAAAAUACUCCCCAAAAUGCUCUCCAAAAUCUUAAAAAUUUUUAUUCAAUUGUAUUCUCAAAAAUUUUCUUUUGCCAAAGUACAUAUUUUGCAAAUGUAAUGAAGAUAAGAUUUUAAAGUACACAAUUGUACAAGUGAUCGGCAUAUAUAUCAAUACAAUUAUAACAAAUUUUUAAUUAAGAUCUGUACUCUGCUAAAUAAAAUCUUGUUAGACAUCAAAACCUAAAAAGAAAGUAUUUUUUAUUUUUAAACAAAUAGUCUAAGUCUUGUUUUUGUCUUUUUGAAGACGACAUUAAUAAAGAUGCGAUUCUGAAACUUUGAAUAAUUCUUAAUUUUUAAACCAAGCAAGCUUUGGAUUUGUUUAAAAUUGUAACAAAGAAAUCGAAAAAAUUUAGCAGUUUUCGUUUCAAUUUUGAAUAUUAAGAAUAUUAACUCUGUAGAGUUGAUAUAAGUCAAAAAUAUGUAAUUAUUUA
Eurytemora carolleeae is the source of this 4539-nucleotide messenger RNA. RefSeq names its product complement receptor type 2. NCBI's taxonomy places the organism in Eukaryota, Metazoa, Arthropoda, Copepoda, Calanoida, Temoridae. The record is from RefSeq and is a predicted model, not a curated record. The transcript has 24 exons. Bases 164 to 2914 code for a protein of 916 amino acids.